GUCCGCGUAGCGCAGCAGUAAAUGAGCAUUACAGUAUUACUAUUACAGUCACAGUGCGUAGGAUUUCCAGCAUCUGCCUGGCCGUCCGCACCGAUCUAGGCCAAUUUCCUGGUGCGAUUUCUGUCCGCGUGUCCAGAGGUUUCGUUCACAUAAUCGAUGGAAGACAUAUUCCAGUGGUGCCGUGAAGGCAUCGCCAUGCAAGUGCGGGUUUGGCUCGAUGACACUGAACACGACAUGAACCACGGGGACGAUCACGGAUUCAGUCCGUUGCACUGGGCCGCCAAAGARGGCCAUCUGAAGAUCGUCGAGAUGCUGGUGCAGAGGGGCGCCCGCAUAAAUUCUACGAAUCGAGGCGAUGAUACACCUCUGCACUUGGCCGCAGCCCAUGGUCACCAUGAAAUCGUUCAUCUGUUGUURAAAAACCGAGCAGACAUUAAUUUCACAAACGAACACGGUAACACUCCAUUACACUACGCUUGCUUCUGGGGCUAUGAAGCAAUAGCCGAAGAACUUAUUGAAAAUGGUGCAUUAGCUGCUUUGGCUAAUAAAGACGGAGACACUCCGCUAGACAAGGGAAAAGGACCAAUUUUAAAACAUUUAAAAGAUUUAGCCUUGCAAUCUGGACAAGAUCUUACUAAAAUCAAUUUYAAGGAUCAAAGUUGGUUAGGUUUGAAAACGAGAAGCAGUAAAAUAUUCUCACACCCAAAUGUGUUGCCAGUGAUUGGAUGUUGUAACUCCCCUCCUAAUUUGGUGGUUAUUAGUCAGUAUAUGCCUUGGGGCUCGCUCCAUACUUUAUUGCAUGAAGGAGCGAGAGUUACAGUGGACACAGCCUUAGCACUUAGACUCGCAGUAGAUGUUUCUAGGGCUAUGGCGUUUUUGCAUAGUUUAGAAAGGAGUAUACCACAAUUUCAUCUUAAUAGUCAUCAUAUAAUGAUUGACGAGGACCUUACAGCCAGGAUAAAUAUGGCAGAUGCUAAAUUUUCAUUCCAAGAAAAGGCAAGGGUAUAUUAUCCCGGAUGGAUGUCUCCUGAGGCUUUACACAAAAAACGAAUUGAUACUAAUUCAGAAGCAUGCGACAUGUGGAGUUUUUCUAUUCUUCUAUGGGAAUUAGCUACUCGAGAAAUUCCAUUUUCUCACUUAUCGCCAAUGGAAAUAGGGAUGAAGGUGGCUUUGGAGGGUUUAAGAGUGUCUAUUCCAUCUGAUAUUUCRCCACAUCUCACCAAACUUAUUAAAAUAUGUAUGAAUGAGGAUCCAGGCAAGAGGCCAACUUUUGACAUGGUGCUUCCAAUUUUGGAUAAAAUGAAAAGAUAAUAAUAAAAAGUAACAAAAUUCUUCAGUGCUAUAGUGGAAGAAGAAAUCUUAACAAAAUAGGGCACUAACUUAUUCACAAAAGUAUCUAUUUCAAAACCAGUGUAUCUCAAGUGAUUAUU
Diuraphis noxia (Russian wheat aphid) is the source of this 1430-nucleotide messenger RNA. RefSeq names its product scaffold protein ILK-like. Gene Ontology annotation, cellular component: stress fiber; focal adhesion. The record is from RefSeq and is a predicted model, not a curated record. Gene Ontology annotation, biological process: cell-matrix adhesion; integrin-mediated signaling pathway; protein phosphorylation. Gene Ontology annotation, molecular function: protein serine/threonine kinase activity; protein binding; ATP binding. Lineage: Eukaryota; Metazoa; Arthropoda; Insecta; Hemiptera; Aphididae.